AUGGGUCUUCUCAAUCUGGAAAAUCACAAAUUACAGAGCAGCAAAAAAAAUGCUAUUGAGUCGCUCAAAAUAUUGUAUACCGAAAAAAUACGGGAUGCAAAAAGCACGGAAGAAGUUCGAGAUAUUAAGUGUUUAUUAGAUAGCGAACAAAUGGUAGAUAAUUUUAUUAGUUGUGUUAAAAUUUAUAUUGACUUGGGUGCGGUAGAGUUGUUGGAGAACAAAAUUAAAGAUGUUAAUAAUAAUUGGGGAACUCAAACCUCCCUCAAUAAAUUUCACCAAUUACUCAAUGGAUUUCGUUACAAAAUCGGUUCUCACUCUACCAUUGGAAUGAACCGGUUUCAUUUAACUGCUCGAAAAUUAAUAGAGACUGAAUUGCGAAGAGUUAGCCAAAAAGUUCAAACCCAUACUGAAAAUGACGAAAAUCUAACUAAAAAUCCUUCCAACAAAACUGAAAUUGAAAAAGCAAUUAGCGAGUUAGAACAACAAAUUCACAAUUCUGAGAAAGGAGGGGAAGAAAAUGUCAACACCGCCGUGCUUACUGAAUUACGAGAGGAAAUUAGAACUUUGAAAGACCAGUUAAAAAUUAUUACUAAGGCUUUGGUUUCCCUCCAAGAAUAUUUUAAACAAAAUCCUUCGGCUUUGGAUGCCUUGAAACAAUAUUUCCUCAAACACAAAAUUAAAUCAAUUAGAUUAGAAGGGAAUAAAGCCCAAAAAUAUUUGAUAACUAAUAACCGAAAUGCUCUAAUGAGAGAAGAGAUAGUCAGUUCUAGUAAUAUGCCGCAAUUAGACCUUCCUAGCAACAAACUACUUUAUAUCGUAGGAGGAGGAUUACUGGCAAAAAAAAAAUUUGAAUUAUUUGGAAAAACGGCAAUGGAUGAGUUUGCUUGCGGUGGAACUGGGUUAUUGGCUAACACCGGAAUAAUUACUAAUCCCUAUAACUCUCAGCAUAUCACCGGAGGUUCUUCUUCGGGUUCGGCAGUAGCGAUAGUUAAAAAACUAGUUCCUUUUGCCCUUGGUAGCGAUACCGGCGAUUCGGUUCGCCAACCCGCCGCUUAUUGUGGGGUAAUCGGUUUUAAACCUUCCCAAGGUCUAAUUUCUCGUUUUGGUUUAAUUCCCAUGGCUUCUUCUUUGGAUACAGUGGGAAUUUUAACUGAUUCAAUAACUACGACAAAAGAGGUUUUUUUAAUUAUUUCUCAACCGGACCCCCAGGACCUUUUAACUAUCGCUUCCCAGAAAAAUAAAAUUAAAUUAGUUCCUUUCUCCUCUACCAAAAAAAUAGCCAUUUUAAAAGGAAUAGAAAAAUAUUUGUCCGCUGAAUUUGCUAAAUUAUAUCACAAAGUAAUCAACCUUUUAAAAGCAAAAAAAUAUCAAUUUGAAACUAUUCAAAUUCCUCCUGAAAUAAGCGAAAACCUUCAAUUAGCCUAUUUAAUUAUUUGUUCCAGUGAACUAGUUAGCCAUUUAAAUGCUUGCCAAGGAAUAGCUUUUGGCAAAAAGGAAGACGAUGCAGGAGACAUUAAGCAAAAAGUUCAGCAAGUUAGAAAUAAUUACUUAGGAAAAUCAGUGCAUCAACGUUUAAUGUUAGGAAGUUAUUUUCUCCAAAACAAAAAAGAUUAUGUUUAUACCCACUUCUUUCGUCAAAAAGUUCAAAAAUGGGUCGAAAAAAAUUUUUCAAAAUAUGAUUUUUUGCUUUUUCCCAGUCCGAAUAGCGAAGCACCAAAAAUCGAACAUACCAAUUUUGCCGGGAUUCCUUCUUUAAGUUUACCAAUCGGUUUUGUUAAUGAACUUCCGGUAAGUAUUAAUAUUAACGGUUCUUUUGGAAAAGAUAAAGAAGUUUUGGCAUUAGCCCAAUUACUCGAAAAAGAAAUCACUAAUUCCUAA
Molecule: messenger RNA, 1878 nt
Organism: Funneliformis geosporum
Lineage: Eukaryota; Fungi; Glomeromycota; Glomeromycetes; Glomerales; Glomeraceae
Source: the annotation of a GenBank genome assembly